Lithohypha guttulata is the source of this 1575-nucleotide messenger RNA. RefSeq lists its product as uncharacterized. The transcript has 2 exons. The record is from RefSeq and is a predicted model, not a curated record. Gene Ontology annotation, molecular function: iron ion binding; heme binding; monooxygenase activity. The coding region runs from base 1 to 1575 and encodes 524 amino acids. Lineage: Eukaryota; Fungi; Ascomycota; Eurotiomycetes; Chaetothyriales; Trichomeriaceae.
AUGAUCGCGACCAUCGUGUUUGCUGGUUUCGUGGUCGUGGUGCUUGGCUGUCUGUACAUCACAAAUACGCCAGUCAAGGUACCUGCUGGCGCACAGUUACCAGACGGGCCGGCGGGAAAGGCUAUCCUUGGUAAUUUGCUCGACAUACCUCCUGCCCACAGCUGGUUGAAAUUUCAGGAGUGGAGCAAGACAUAUGGGCCUCUAUACCGACUGAAUAUCGCGGGUCGAAAUCACAUUGUUGUAUCAACUGAGGAGAUUGCGAAUGACUUGCUUCGAGAACGAGGAACGAUCUACAGCGAUCGUGAACAGCUGCCGAUGGCAGCGCAACUAUUGAGCGAUAACCUGAGACCACUUUUUCUUCCUUAUGGUCCGAUCUGGCGCAAUGUUCGCAGAUUGAUGCAUAACGUCGCGAACGUGAACGUCGCGACGAGUUAUGAGCCUGUACAGGAGGAAGAGAGUCUUCGUAUGCUCUGGGACCUUGUCAGACAACCUGAAAAAUAUGAGACUUGGUUUGAGCGCUACUCAUCUGGACUCAUUAUGAGGCUAGCAUACUCGAAGCCCGUGGUUACUGGCGGAGAAUCAUAUGUCAAACGCAUACUCGAUGUUGUCCAUACUGUUGAACGGGUGGCUAGUCCUGGUGCGUACCUAGUUGACACGAUCCCUGCUCUCAUGCGUUUACCAUUGUCUCUGGCUCCUUUCAAACGUGAAGGCGCAAAACUUCACCAAGAGGAGCUUAAUCUGUUCACAGAGUUGUUGACGGAAGGAGUUUAUAAUAGCCAGAAAGAUUCUGGUAAGGACAACUUCUGUGGUAAGUGGUACAACAAUAAGGAGACCUACAAUAUUAGUGAUGCCCAUGCUGCUUAUGCGAUUGGAACGCUCUUUGAGGCUGGUGCUGGUACCACGGCAGCCGCGAUGAUGAGUUUCAUGCUUGCAAUGACGCUGCACUUGGAUGAGUUCGUGGAGUUGCAGGCAGAAGUCGACAAAGUCGUCGGCUCAGAUCGCCUGCCAUCGUUCAGUGACAUACCUGAUCUUCCACGAGUUCGCGCCGUGGCCAAAGAGACAUUGAGAUGGCGUCCAGUGACGGCUGGUGGACUUCCACACCAAUUAACUAAAGAUGACGUAUACAAGAUGGAAGAUGGUCGUCCGCUCUUCAUGCCAGCAGGUACUAAUAUACACCCUGUUCAAUGGACGAUCCACAGGGAGCCGAAAAGAUAUCCUGAUGCGGACAGCUUCCGACCUGAGCGAUGGCUUGAUAGUAAGUGGCCGACGUAUCGAGAACCUCUCAGCGAGUACCCCAAUUUACAGAAUUUCAGUGCUUUCGGUUUUGGAAGAAGGAUAUGUCCAGGUCUGAAUAUCGCCGAGCGCUCCUUGUACAUUCAGAUCGCUAGAAUUGCCUGGGGCUGUAAUUUGUCAAGGAAGAAGACAGCUGAAGGAAUCGACAUCAUACCGCCAUCGUACGAUUACGUUGCUGGCUUCAAUACACAACCAAAACCAUUCGAUUUUGCACUUACGGAACGUCAAGAUCGCCAGCUCACACUGGCCGACAACUACAACCUCGUAUGGAGUAGGCAGUAG